Molecule: messenger RNA, 2929 nt
Organism: Triticum aestivum (bread wheat)
Lineage: Eukaryota; Viridiplantae; Streptophyta; Magnoliopsida; Poales; Poaceae
Exons: 2
Coding region: 87-959 (290 amino acids)
Source: RefSeq, a predicted model, not a curated record
CGUCCUCACAAUCUGAUUUCAAAAACUUCCAGGCGCGCGCCGGCUCAUCGAUCGAACCUUCGUCGACGUGCGUACGUACUUGCGCCAUGGACGCCGUCGUGUUGGGUGACGUUGAUGAUCUCGACUUCGACUUGGGUUUUAUGGACGGGUUCGAGUUCGACCUGCUGGACAUGGACCUCACCGAGUUCUGCCACGGCGACGGCGAGUGCUUGCUGCCUGCCGUGGCCGAUAAGGAUGGCGGUUUGGGUUUGGAUUUAGGUUCUGAUGACGGUGGCGAAGGGGGGAGGGAGAGCUCGCCGGACUCCGUGGUGACGGACGACGGCGCGCCGCCUCUGUCGUUAGAGCCGUCUGGGGAUCGCGACGAUGGCGAGAUGUCGGCCUACGUGGGCGACCUGGAGAGGUUCCUCAUGGAGAGCGAGGAUGACGCGGAGGCCGGCGGGCCGUUCGCGGCCAAGGGGCUUGCCGCCAACGACCACUUGUUCGACGAUCUCGCUGUUGCGGACGGCGGUUACGUCCAGCCGUCGACUGCAGCGGAGGAGUUUGCCGCCGCGGACUACUUCUUGGGUGAUCUCGACGACGGUUACGCUGAGCCGGCGACUCCAGGGAAGGAUCUCGUCCUCGACGACUACUUCUUCGGCGAUCUCGUCUCGUACGACUACUUAUACGAUCCUGCUGUUGGGAGCGAUGGCUGCGUCGAGCCCGCGGCCGUUGCCAGCGUGGACGAUGCUGCAUCAUCGGCGACGGAGGAGGAGGAUGCUGGCGAGUACUACGACGACGACGAAGCGACCUCGAGGAAGCGCGCAAGGCAGAGGAAGGGCGGCGCUGCGGUGCCACGCGAAGCAGAGCUCCGGGAAACGCCGGUGAUGCAUGCCAUCUGGUCGAUCUCGACUGGAAACGGGUGCCGCCCCCUUGGUCACCAUUGGCUGCAUCCCUGCACCACAGUGUGCCUGUUGGCCUGAUCGAUCGAUGGAUCAACCUGCAGUUACGGUCCGUCUGGGAGAAAGAUGGCGACGGCGCCUGCCUCAGGUAUUCGAACCGGUAGGUGAAAAAUUCAGAGGAACAUUUCCCCGUGUUCUUCUAUGAUAUUUUCUGCCUUUCACACCAACCCGGCCAUUGGACGAUUAUAAAGUCAUGGGACGAACUAUAAACAACACAUACUCCUCUGUUCGGAGUAGAAAAUUUUGGUAGCAACUCUCGAACAACACGUUUACAAAAAGAAAAGAAAGCUUAGUUUUAUAAUGUACGAGUACACCUAAUAUUCCUCUUCUUGUACACAUACAUCCCGUGCGCAUUCCGGAUGUUAGUAGAAGUACAAGAAACCUUCUACUAGGUAGAGCAUGUCAGAUUCUUGUUCUCGACCGUCCAGAAUUUUUUUUCUCUGAAAAUCCAGUGAGCGCCACAAAUCGUCCAGGCUUGUGUUUAUUCAGUGUGGGCCGCUUAUAAUCUUGCUCGUACUGCUACCAGUUAAGGCUUAUUGAUUGGUGUACGUUUAGAAUUACAGGAAACCUUUUAGUUGGUAGAGCAUGGCAAUCUUUUGCUUUCUAAGCAUCGUCGACAGUCCAGCCCCCUUUUCUCUGAAAAAAAUGCCGUAAGCACCUUCAAUCGUCCAGGCUUGUGCUUGUUCAGUGCGGAUAGCAUAUAAUCUGCUCGUGCUGUUCAUUUCUUUGGGUAGACAAAAGCUUCAAUGGUUCUGGCCCUGUGCAGUCCAUCCAUGGAAAAAUUUGGAAGCGACUAUGGUGUGAAUUGUGAUCAAUGCACUCAGCUGCAGCAACGAUUGUUUUCUCCCACUAAUUAUGAAGGCUGAACACAGUUUCCUGUAUUGUCAGUUUACAAAGGAAAAUUGGAAGGUAUGGACUCCGAAAACAAGGUUCCUGUAUUGUCAGUUUCCUUCAGAAUUAAGCAGUGGCUGUGGCUGUUACAAUCCUAUGGUCUCUGCGGUGUGAGUGUGGCACAUUUGGAAGUAGAGAUGAAACCAUAUAUCUGCAUAUGUUGAAUGAUCACAACACUCUUUGAAGCCUAGAUCUUCUAUCUAUCAGGUUUGAGAUCCCAUCCUCUGUUCCAGUGUGCAUGUACUCCGCCAUCUCUGGAAUUUUUUCGCCUUCACAUUGUCUGUUCAAUCGAGUGCAUCUUUCUAGCAAGUGACUCGCUUGUUUCAGGCUGCCACACUCCGCCUAUUUUAUAUCUUUUAUUCUAGGUUUCUUUAUCUUCUCCUUUAAAAAAUCUUUUCACCUACCUAUCUUUUCCAAUUCGGGGUUCAGUAGUAAACAAUUGUGUUUAUUUCCAGCUUUUUUCUCUAAAUUACUUGUAGAAGCUACUAGAUUUUGCAGCUGUAUUGUUCAAGAGUUCUAGUGUUUUAUUUAUAUGCCUUUUUUUGGGAUGUUGUACUGGAAGUAUUGUGGUGAGCAAUGAAAACUUUAUUUUGUGUUGUCGCUGCAUUUCCGUUUCAACUAGUAAAGUGUUUUCAUGUGACAUGUUUGCAUUCUUGGUUUCUGGCGUUUACCUCAUACAAAAUCUUUAAUUGUAGAAGCUCGGCGAAUGAAUAUAACAACCACAAAUUGUUUAGUUUUAGAGAAAUCGAAAUAUAUUUUACUUGGAUUAAAAAAAGGAUCUUAUGUAACGGCUCAUUAGCAAACCAUUAUGCAGUAAUAUUUUGCAUAAAGUAACUUUGCUAAAUGCUGUAGUAAUUGCAUGUAUGAACAAUUUUUUCAUCGUGAUUACUUUUAGUUACCAUAUUCCACUUUGGUUGCUAAUUCUCCCAAACGGUAUUUAAUUGCUCUUAGUUAUUUUAGAGUCAUGUCUUUAAAUUCGAAAAUCCGCAUCUGAGCCCAGGCUCAGAUGCUCCCGCGCAGAAAAAAAUUUCAAAACAAUUACUAAUUUUUUUUUAAAAAAAGCCAAAUUUUUUUGUGUAGUAGAUAAUUUGUUGCGUGAG